Molecule: messenger RNA, 1428 nt
Organism: Daphnia pulex (common water flea)
Lineage: Eukaryota; Metazoa; Arthropoda; Branchiopoda; Diplostraca; Daphniidae
Product: lactosylceramide 4-alpha-galactosyltransferase-like
Exons: 3
Coding region: 351-1307 (318 amino acids)
Biological process (GO): glycosphingolipid biosynthetic process
Molecular function (GO): hexosyltransferase activity
Source: RefSeq, a predicted model, not a curated record
UUGCCACGUACAGAAGAAAUAAAACAUUCAGUUCGCCUUGGAGUCGGCAGCUGGUCGGUCACAAAAAAUGGGACGUUGGACAUUCAACAAUUUGGCGGAAUUGUCGCAGGCCGAAAACAUGCGGCCAACCAGGGCUACUGUUAGGGAUAGUCUAGUGUUAAGAUCGACCGUGGCAACUAUGUGGCCUUACUUGGCGAUCAAUAGCGUCAAAUUGAAACGUCAAUUCAAUUGUCUCAUUGCUCCUCGGCUCGGUUGAAGGAUUCGCCUACCUCAGUUGCAUUUGGCGUCACCGGAAAGUCAAGAACAUCCUGACCGUCUCCUUGCUAGUGGCGUUCCUCUACUUCCUCCUGAUGCUCACCACAGGUGCUGGCCGAGAUGAGCAGAUUUACGCCCGCGAGCUCGGAUUGAAAAUCCGCAUCAUCAAGUGGCUUCCGGGCGGUGAAACGGAGCGUGGCGAUUUCAAUCGGCGCAUCUUUUUCCACGAGACGAGCGGCAGGAGCGAUUUGGGAUUGCGUCAAACUUGCACGGUCGAAUCGGCGGCCAAAAACAAUCCCGGCCGGCCCAUUCAAGUUUUCAUGACGGCCGAUCGACUGGAUUAUUCCAGUCCCUGGCUGGAAGUCCUUCAAAAUUACCCGAACGUGUCGAUCGUCAUGGUCGAUCCUCGAUCCUAUUUCUCCAAAACUCCGCUGGAUGGAUGGUACACCGAGGGAGAAUGGCGGAAGAGUAUGUACAACAUCGUCCACCUGUCGGAUUACAUCCGCGUAUUAACUCUGCUCAAAGGUGGCGGCAUGUACAUGGACCUGGACAUCAUCACGCUGAAAUCGCUGGAUGAGAAACUGUUGCGGAAUUUUUUCCUGUUUGAAACGGAGGAGAUGAAAUUGUUGUCCAAUUCCGUUUUGCACCUGGAGCGCGGCCAUUGGCUGAUCGAUGAAAUGAUCCAGCGGCUAGUCAAGUAUUACGAUCCCAACGAAUACAUGUGGCACGGACCGUCCAUGAUCAGCAACAUCAUGAGCCGGAAGUGCGGAGUCAAACGCGGCCAGCCCAACUCCAACAACUGCACCGACGUCCAUAUUUUGCCGCACUACAAUUUCGCGCCAAUUUCAAACAACGGAUGGGAGAUCCUGUUUGGUGACGCCACCCCGGAUAGACUGGCCCAGGUCACCAACGGAAGUUACGGCGUCCAUUGCUGGAGUGGCAAAUCCAAGGAGGAACAAUUAAAAGUCCAUUCCAAUCAAGUGUACUCGGUCCUGGCUCGUGAGCACUGUCCUUUAACCAUCGCCUUCGGAGCAGCCGAUUUUUUGGCUUAACACGCAUUUGUGCAUUGUUUGGAAAAUUGAAUUGGGAUGAUACAAAUUUUCUAAACUUCCAAGAAAUGUAAUAGGGUACAUAUAAACCAACGUUCUAUUGCCAAUAAACCAUUCUUUGCCA